AUGCCUCCUAAGAUGCCGCCUAAGAAUAGAAAAUAUGAAUGUGGAAAUGAUAAGCGUAAGAAAAAGAAAAAAAUUGAAGAGUUAAUUCAAUCUCAAGUAGGAGCACUUGAUAAAUUUUUAAUAAAGGAAUCACAAGUUCUAAAUGAAAGUCAUUCUGUUGAUCAUAUUGAUACUGAAAUUCCUGAUAAUGUGUCCAUUGAAAAUGAUAAUGUUGAUAGUGUUCCCAUUGAAAAUGAUAAUGUUGAUAGUGUUCCCAUUGAAAAUGAUAAUGAUGAUAAUGUUGAUUAUGAUAUAUUUGAUCCAAGAAAUUGGGACCGUCUUCAACCUAAACUGAUUGAUUUAUUAGUUGCGAAAGAUCCUAAAAGAUAUAAUUCCAUUGUGAAGGGUCCUAGAGAUAAUUGGAAUAAACGCUUUACGGCUAAUUUGUAUACUAGAGCUUUAGCAAAUGGAGAGAAGUGUGAUAGAGAUUGGCUUGUCUAUUCGAAAGAGCUUGAUAGAGUAUUUUGUUUUUGUUGUAAAGUUUUAAAAAAUGGGAUUGGUAGGGGACAAUUAGCAAAUGAGGGUUAUAAUGAUUGGUCACAUGUUGGUGCAAGAAUUAAAGAGCAUGAGUUAGGCAUGGAACAUGUUAAAAAUAUGACUACUUGGUAUGAGUAUCGUCAAAGGCUGCAGAAAUUCCAAACUAUUGAUAAAACGACUCAAAGAAUAAUUGAGAAAGAAAAGGAUCAUUGGAAAAAUGUUUUAAAAAGAGUUAUUUCAAUACUGAAAUUUCUUGCAAAACAUAAUUUGGCCUUCCGUGGUUUUGAAUUUGACCCAAUUAUCCAAGAACAUGUUAGACGUGUUACAACUCAAGAAGUUCACGUUCAUUAUCUUGGGCAUAAAAUACAAAAUGAGUUGAUUUCAUUGCUUGGUUCUGCAAUUAAAUUUGAAAUCAUUAGAAAAAUCAAACAAGCAAAGUAUUUCUCAGUGAUACUUGAUUGUACUCCGGAUGUUAGUCACAAAGAGCAAAUGUCUUUGAUAAUAAGAUAUGUGGACGUAUCUUCAACUUCUGUUAGCAUCGAGGAAUCAUUUUUAGGAUUUUUGAAUGUGAAUGAUACAACUGGUCAAAGGCUUUUUGAUGUAUUACAAAAUGAAUUGAAAUAA
Molecule: messenger RNA, 1140 nt
Organism: Vicia villosa (hairy vetch)
Lineage: Eukaryota; Viridiplantae; Streptophyta; Magnoliopsida; Fabales; Fabaceae
Exons: 2
Coding region: 1-1140 (379 amino acids)
Source: RefSeq, a predicted model, not a curated record